UGGAGGUGUAAGGGCACGUCGUCUCUCCUUUUAGUUGUAACUGGACAAUACCAAGCCAGCCAGCCAUGCUCACUCAGUAGCAAAGUGGAUGUGCCUGUUGUUAAGUUCUGCUUACUGCUCUCUCGAGAUACAUACACACACUUGACUCUGCCAGACUUACGGAAAGAAUCACAAGUGGACAGAGACAGACAGAGACAGACAAGAUCAAAGAUAUACACACACACAUAUACACAUAAUACUAAAGGGUAUACUGGUGUAGCUGGUUACUCUACCCACUCCAUCAUGUUUGGAGGAAGCACUGGGGCAGACCCAAUGUACUCCAACAACACUUAUAUUUAUAGCUUUGAGACCAACAAGAUGGUCCAUCAACCAACGACUGGCGACGUUCCCAAUCCUCGAUCAGCACACUCGGCAAUAUGCUACAACGAUCAUAUGUAUAUAUUUGGAGGAUGGGAUGGAAAGGAAUCAAACAAUGAUACCUACAAACUUAACCUAAAAACAUUCCAAUGGAGGAAGAUGCUCAAUAGUAAUCCUCCUCUGAAACGGAGAGCUCAUUGUUGUGUCCUUUACAACAAGGCGCAGUAUCUAUUCGGUGGAUUUGAUACUGCUUAUGCUCCAGAGACCUUCAACACCAUUCACAAGUUCUGCUUCAAGAAAGAGAAGUGGACUACAGUAACCUGCGAUGGAGAAAUACCAAAGGGCAGGUCAAGAGCUUCAAUGGUACAGUUCGAGAACAAGUUCUACAUGAUUGGAGGAUGGGACCGAAAGAACUACUUCCACGAGAUAUACGAGUUCAACAUUGAGUCCUUUCACUGGAAGAAGAUGAUGCACAACAUUAACCAGGUGAACCUGGGGCUUGGACAGAACUCGGUUCUAGUGCACGCCAACAGGAUGUUUGUAUUUGCUGGCUACCAGCCAAAAAAGAACUCAUCAACAAAUGAGCUGUUCAUGUCCAGGUUGAGU
Molecule: messenger RNA, 963 nt
Organism: Acytostelium subglobosum LB1
Lineage: Eukaryota; Evosea; Eumycetozoa; Acytosteliales; Acytosteliaceae
Exons: 5
Molecular function (GO): protein binding
Source: RefSeq, a predicted model, not a curated record